CGAGCCGAGAGCACCGCCGGCGCUGAGUGUGCAGGACGCGCCCCCACCACACCCACCGCACGGCCCCUGGAUGAGGCUGCCAGGCGCCCGCUCAAUGCCCGCAGCGCCCCGCCGGAGGUCAGCCCGCUGAGGCAGGCGCGGCCACCGCGCUCACCUGCCCGCCCGCGCGUCAUGGGACAAGCUGGGAACCGCAGCGUCUUACUGCUGACGGCCAACGCGUCCCAGCAGAACGCCACGCAGCCCUCCCGGGACGAGGCGUGGGUCGUGGGCAUGGGCAUCGUCAUGUCGCUCAUCGUCCUCGCCAUCGUCUUCGGGAACGUGCUGGUCAUCACGGCCAUCGCCAAGUUCGAGCGGCUGCAGACGGUCACCAACUACUUCAUCACGUCUCUGGCCUGUGCCGACUUGGUCAUGGGCCUGGCCGUGGUGCCCUUCGGGGCCUGCCACAUCCUCAUGAAAAUGUGGACGUUUGGCAACUUCUGGUGCGAGUUUUGGACCUCCAUCGACGUGCUGUGCGUCACGGCCAGCAUCGAGACCCUGUGCGUCAUCGCGGUGGAUCGCUACUUCGCCAUCACGUCACCCUUCAAGUACCAGAGCCUGCUGACCAAGAACAAAGCCCGCGGGGUCAUCCUGAUGGUGUGGAUCGUGUCGGGCCUCACCUCCUUCUUGCCCAUCCAGAUGCACUGGUACCGGGCAACCCACCAGACGGCCAUCGACUGCUACGCCGAGGAGACCUGCUGUGAUUUCUUCACGAACCAGGCCUAUGCCAUCGCCUCCUCCAUCGUCUCCUUCUACUUGCCGCUGGUGGUUAUGGUCUUCGUCUACUCCAAGGUGUUCCAGGUGGCCAAAAGGCAGCUGCAGAAGAUAGACAGAGCCGAGGGCCGCUUCCACGCCCAGAACCUCAGCCAGGCGGAGCAGUAUGAGCGAGGUGGGCAACGCAGGGCCUCCAAGUUCUGCCUGAAGGAGCAUAAAGCCCUCAAGACGCUGGGCAUCAUCAUGGGCACGUUCACCCUGUGCUGGCUGCCUUUCUUCAUCGUCAACAUCGUGCAUGUGAUCCAGGACAACCUCAUCCCUAAGGAUAUCUACAUCUUCCUGAACUGGGUGGGCUAUGCCAACUCCGCCUUCAAUCCCCUGAUCUACUGUCGCAGCCCCGAUUUCAGGAUUGCCUUCCAGGAGCUCUUGUGCCCGCGGAGGUCUUCUCUGAAGGACUGUGGGAACGGCUACUCCAAUAACAGCAAUGAUAGGACUGAGUUCAUAGGGGAGCAGAGCGGAUAUCACCUGGGCAAGGAGAAAGACUGCCAACUGCUAUGUGGGGACCCCCCAGGCAUGGAAGACUUUGUGAGCCGGCAAGGUACUGUGCCUAAUGAUAGCAUUGAUUCUCAAGGGAGGAAUUGUAGUACCAAUGACUCACUGCUGUAACGCAGCUUUUCUACUUUUUAAGACCCCCUCCAAAACACUAAAGACUAUUUUAGCAUGGAAUAAAUUUAAAAAGAAACUGUAUAUACAUGUGCAGGAGGAAGGACACCCUUCGUAACCCCCUCCCCCCUUUUUUAUUUUUUUAAGCUGUAAACAAGUGGAAAUGUCUGAAUGAUUGUUCCUUGUGGGGUUCCUCUUGGCUUGGAACUUGUAUGUGGACGUGUGUUGUGCUUCAGUCCCAGACGGCCUGGGCUGCUACAUGUGAUGUAUUUUCAGUGUCAACUACCUCAUUUGUUAAGUAUUAGGGGUUCCUAUUGCUGCUACUCAUUUGUAUUUGAAAGUUUUUCCUUCCUGCACCUUUGGACCGGUGGUCUUGUGUAUGUUGGACCUUUCAGCUGUGAACAUGGACUCUCCCAGUUCCUCCUGUUUGCUCUGAUGGGGUGUCAGAGGCAGGGGUUUGAGGGGAAGCUUCAGGCAUUUUCUGGAGCAAAGUCUAAAGUUUACAGUAAAUAAAUUGUUUGACCAUGACUUCA
Sorex fumeus (smoky shrew) is the source of this 1946-nucleotide messenger RNA. It is a transcript of the gene ADRB2, whose product is annotated as adrenoceptor beta 2. The coding region runs from base 172 to 1416 and encodes 414 amino acids. Gene Ontology annotation, biological process: norepinephrine-epinephrine-mediated vasodilation involved in regulation of systemic arterial blood pressure; negative regulation of smooth muscle contraction; adenylate cyclase-activating adrenergic receptor signaling pathway. NCBI's taxonomy places the organism in Eukaryota, Metazoa, Chordata, Mammalia, Eulipotyphla, Soricidae. Gene Ontology annotation, molecular function: norepinephrine binding; beta2-adrenergic receptor activity. The record is from RefSeq and is a predicted model, not a curated record. The transcript has a single exon. Gene Ontology annotation, cellular component: membrane.